Molecule: messenger RNA, 3731 nt
Organism: Pseudophryne corroboree (corroboree frog)
Lineage: Eukaryota; Metazoa; Chordata; Amphibia; Anura; Myobatrachidae
Product: oocyte zinc finger protein XlCOF6-like
Exons: 7
Coding region: 271-2769 (832 amino acids)
Biological process (GO): regulation of transcription by RNA polymerase II
Cellular component (GO): nucleus
Molecular function (GO): RNA polymerase II transcription regulatory region sequence-specific DNA binding; DNA-binding transcription factor activity, RNA polymerase II-specific
Source: RefSeq, a predicted model, not a curated record
CAGCAGGAGCAGAGAGCAGCCAUUGCUGUGUCUGGCAGCAGAGGUGUGAAGAAGACAUCUGGUGAGCGUGAGACACCCAGCAGCCAUCCUCGUGUGACAGGAGGACUGAGCAGGUCCCAGAGCCCCAUCACGGUGCCUCCACCUCACUCACUGGUACAUGAGAGACACAGUGACCAGAAGAUCCAGGAACUCACCAACAAGAUCAUUCAGCUGCUGAAUGGAGAGGAGGGGGAGUAUAUAGAGGAACACAGGGGUCUGUACAAGUACGUGAUGAUGGAGAAUCACCGGCCCCUCACAUCACUGGAUGGACCCAGUAACAGAGAUACCCCAGAGAGAUGUCCCCGUCCUCUGUAUUCCCAGGAUUGUACAGAGGAGAAUCACAGGACCCCACAAGAGAAUCAGGAUGAAUGUCUCACUGACAUUAAGAUAGAAGAUACAGAGGGAAAAGAAGAGACGUAUGUGACUGAUAUAAAGGCAGAAGAUAUAAAGGGAGAAGAAGAGACGUAUGUGACUGAUCUGAAGGCAGAAGAUACAGAGGGAGAAGAAGAGACGUAUGUGAGGGGUGAUCAGCAGUGUAAGGAGGAGGAGAUCCCUACAGAUAUCAGCACAGCAGAUGGACACACAACCAGGAAUAUCUCAGAAGGACAUCUAAUGUUAUCCCUGGAUUGUGACAUAAAAGAUAAUGACAGUAGACAGGAUUCUCCAGGACAUAACCCCAUUACCCCAAUUAUACAUCCAGCUCUAUCAGCUGGUCCCUCUGAUCCUGGGAAAUGUUCUCCUGAUCACUCUGAUAUUGGUGCAUCUGUUAAAGCUCUGACAGUAGAUACAGUGUUUCCCUGUUCUAUAGAUGCCAACUAUUUUACACAGAACACAAAGCUUAUAACCCAUCAGCCAGUUAAAGCAGGCGAGAGGCCAUUUCCAUGUUCUGAGUGUGGGAAAUGUUUUACAUACAAAUCAGCUUUUGUUACACAUCAGAGAUAUCACACAGGUGAGAAACCAUUUCCAUGUUCUGAGUGUGGGAAAUGUUUUGCACGGAAAUCAAAUCUUGUUAAACAUCAGAGUAGUCACACAGGUGAGAGGCCAUUUUCUUGCUCUGAGUGCGAGAAAUGUUUUACACGGAAAUCAAAUCUUGUUAAACAUCAGAGUAGUCACACGGGUGAGAGACCAUUUCCAUGUUCUGAGUGUGGGCAAUGUUUUGCACAGAAAUCACAUCUUGUUACACAUCAGAGAAGCCACACAGGUGAGAAGCCUUUUCCAUGUUCUGAGUGUGGAAAAUGUUUUGCACAGAAAUCAAAUCUUGUUACACAUCAGAGAAGUCACACAGGUGAGAAGCGAUUUUCUUGCUCUGAGUGUGGGAAAUGUUUUGGACGCAAAUCAGAUCUUGUUACACAUCAGAGAAGUCACACAGAUAAGAAUCCAUUUCUAUGUUCUGAGUGUGGGGAAUGUUUUGCACACAAAUCAGAUCUUGUUAUACAUCAGAGAAGUCACAGAGGUGAGAAUCCAUAUCUAUGUUCUGAGUGUGGGAAAUGUUUUGCACACAAAUCACAUCUUGUUACACAUCAGAGAAGUCACACAGGUGAGAAGCCAUUUUAUUGCUCUGAGUGUGGGAAAUGUUUUACCCAGAAAUCAUGUCUUGUUAUACAUCAGAGAAGUCACACAGGUGAGAAGCCAUUUCCAUGUUCUGAGUGUGGGAAAUGUUUUGCACACAAAUCAGAUCUUGUUAUACAUCACAGAAGUCACACAGGUGAGAAGCCAUUUUCUUGCUCUGAGUGCGGGAAAUGUUUUGCACAGAAAUCACAUCUUGUUACACAUCAGAGAAGUCACACAGGUGAAAAGCCAUUUUAUUGCUCUGAGUGUGGGAAAUGUUUUACCCAGAAAUCAAGUCUUGUUACACAUCAGAGAAGUCACACAGGUGAGAAGCCAUUUUAUUGCUCUGUGUGUGGGAAAUGUUUUACCCAGAAAUCAAGUCUUAUUAUACAUCAGAGAAGUCACACAGGUGAGAGGCCAUUUCCAUGUUCUGAGUGUGGGAAAUGUUUUACAUAUAAAUCAUAUCUUGUUACACAUCAGAGAAAUCACACAGGUGAGAAGCCGUUUUCCUGUUCUGAGUGUGGGAAAUGUUUUGCAUGGAAAUCAGCUCUUGUUAAACAUCAGAAAAGUCACUCAGGUGAGAAGCCGUUUUCCUGUUCUGAGUGUGGGAAAUGUUUUACACAGAAAUCAGCUCUUGUUCCACAUCAGAGAAGUCACACAGGUGAGAAGCCGUAUUCCUGUUCUGAGUGUGGGAAAUGUUUUACACAGAAAUCAGCUCUUGUUCCACAUCAGAGAAGUCACACAGGUGUGAAGCCGUUUUCCUGUUCUGAGUGUGGGAAAUGUUUCGCAUUUAAAUCAGUUCUUGUUAAACAUCAGAAAAGUUACUCAGGUGAGAAGCCGUAUUCCUGUUCUGAGUGUGGGAAAUGUUUUACACAGAAAUCAUCUCUUGUUACACAUCAGAGAAGUCACACAGGUGAGAAGCCGUUUUCCUGUUCUGAGUGUGGGAAAUGUUUUGCACAGAAAUCAUCUCUUGUUACACAUCAGAGAAGUCACACAGGUGAGAAGCCGUAUUCCUGUUCUGAGUGUGGGAAAUGUUUUGCACGGAAAUCAGAUCUUGCUACACAUCAGAGAAGUCACACAGGUGAGAAGCCAUUUUCAUGCUGUGAGAGAAAUAAAUCCGCUCUUGUUGAACACAUUAGACAUUACCCAAGUACGGAACUAUUUAAAUCUUCUGGAGUAUAAUUAUCACUGUCGUCCAGUGUUCCUCAAGGGUGAAUCCUAUCUCCUAUGCUUUAUAAAAUAUACAUGCUACCACUGGGUGAUAUAAUCAGACAUCAUGGCCUGGUCUACCACUGAUAUGCAGAUGACCUGCUUUUUGCUCCAUGUACUGAGAACCGAAUACCAAUCCUAAAUGGUUGUCUAGCUGAGCGCCAGGGGUGGAUGAUGCCAGUUGGCUGUGACUCAGUCUUUGUGAAACAUAAUAGAAGCUCCCCAACAAAGGACAAGACUACAGCUUUACCAACCAUCUGGAUUUAUGCUUUGGUGCUCAGAAUUGAAAAUACUGAACGUGUGCUGAAUCUUUGUGUUGUCCUGGUAUGUGGCUGACACAGACAUCAGGUAUCCGCCACAUACAAAUCCUCGUUCUUUCAUCUGUGGACCAUAGCCAGAAUCAAGCACUUGAUUCCCUCAGAAGUUCAUAGACUACUGCAGUGCCAUCUACCUGGGUCACCCAGCAAAAGAAUUACAGAGCUUGCAGCUAGUACAGAAUGCAGCAGCCAAGCUGUUACCUAACCAGCCCGUUCCUGCCUCAUAACACCCAUUCUCUACUCCCUUCACCGGCUGCCUGUAAGAUGACAAAUCUAUUUCAUUAUUGGCUAACUGACCUUCCCAGCAAAACAUUACAUGGUCCAAGGUACUAGAAGGAGCUUCUGCCUCCUUACUGCCCUGCUUGCUUGCUGGCUUCUACAGAUGAAGGACUGUUACCAGCAGUACCAAGAAUCUCCUGUCAUUUAUUUAUGGGUUGAAUGUUUAGCUUUGUAGCCCUGACCAUGGAACUCACUGCCUUGCACAGUCCAAGAGGCCACCACUCUAGAGACCUUCACAAGCAGACUGAUGACUGUUACUCACGCUUUUCAUUAAUGUACCUCUAUUUCUCAUACGUCCUAGAGGAUGCUGGGGAUUCCAAAAGGACCAUGGGGUAUAGA